Molecule: messenger RNA, 509 nt
Organism: Rhizopus microsporus ATCC 52813
Lineage: Eukaryota; Fungi; Mucoromycota; Mucoromycetes; Mucorales; Rhizopodaceae
Exons: 2
Coding region: 147-497 (116 amino acids)
Biological process (GO): mitotic sister chromatid cohesion
Cellular component (GO): Ctf18 RFC-like complex
Source: RefSeq, a predicted model, not a curated record
GUGCAAUUGUUGCUGGUACGAAUAAUUUCUGAAAAUGGUGUACUAAACACAUUCAUCGAUCGUAUGCUUUAUUAUAUUUCUUUUUCUGAUUCGCGCAUGCUUUUUUUAGACGCGUCACAUUAUCACUUUUUUUUUUUAUUAUUUAAAUGGUCAACAUUGUCAUUCAUCCUUAUAAUCAGUCCAGUCAAAAGCAAGAUUUACUUGUACUUGACUUUCAAGGAAGUUUUGAUUCUGGAGAAGCUGUUGAUUUAUCUCUUGUCAAGUUUGGAAAUGUCACUUUGAAUGAAAAUUCAGCCGAACUUGUCAUUGGACAUCAUCGUCUUGUUGGAAGAAAAGUAAAACUACCUAAACCGUAUGCGGUAAUUCACAAGAGAAAGGAUAGUAUGGAAGCAAGCUAUGACGUUGUGAGCAUUGUUAAAGAAAAGUACGUCUUUUCUCAACGACCAGGAUUAAUCGUACAAGAAAAUUUACGCAACUUGACUCGUAUUGGAGGAUAAGGCUCUCGGUCA